Thermochaetoides thermophila DSM 1495 is the source of this 2091-nucleotide messenger RNA. Its product is annotated as PAS domain-containing protein. Gene Ontology annotation, molecular function: protein binding; DNA-binding transcription factor activity, RNA polymerase II-specific; RNA polymerase II transcription regulatory region sequence-specific DNA binding. Lineage: Eukaryota; Fungi; Ascomycota; Sordariomycetes; Sordariales; Chaetomiaceae. The coding region runs from base 1 to 2091 and encodes 696 amino acids. The transcript has 4 exons. The record is from RefSeq and is a predicted model, not a curated record.
AUGGAUCCGAGAGAUAUAACGUUUAUGACUAUUCACAACCUUACCCCUGAUGCCAACAUCUUGUUCGCCUCCGACUCUAUCCAGGACAUUCUGGGCUACACGCCUGAUGAGGUAAAAGGGAAAUCGGCCUUCGACUACUUUCACCCAGACGAAGUGCCCUUUGCCCGCUCCGUCCACAGCAGAGGCAUCCUGCUGGACAAGGCUGCCGUCCUGCACUAUGCCCGGAUCCAGUCCAAGACGGGCCAGUGGGUGCCCUGUGAGUGCUGCUUCACUGUUGUGCAUAAUGUGCUCGUCGCCUCGACGAGCAUGUACUUUGAGAGCCCAAAGAGCGAGAGGAGAGCGCUCGCAGCGCCGCGUAUCCGUCGCAUCUUCUCCAGCUCGCCCCGCGACCCCCGCUACCGCAUGCUGGAGCACCUCUCUCCCAAGUUCAAGAUGCCGCCCAUGGAGCGCGAGCCGCGUGCCGCCCUCAUCCUCAAUCGCUUCACUCGUAACCUGACCAUCAUGUACGCCACAGACGCUGUGACUCAGAUCCUCGGCUUAACCCCUGCCGAGCUGGUCGAGCGCCCCUUUUAUGAGUGCAUCCAGCCCAACUGUGUAGAAGAGGCUGAGCAGUGUCUGGAGAGGGCCAAGGAGAACGAGUCGAUCGCGUAUCUCAGGUUUUGGUAUAAGGAUCCUAGGAUCGAGUUGAACAACCCCCGCGUGCGAGAAGAAGAAGAAGAAGAUGAAGAGGAGGAGGAGGAGGAGGAGGAAGAGGAGGAGUCGGAUGACGAAGAAGAUAAUGAAAUUGAAAUGACCGAUGAGGAAACCAAACGCCCCGAUUCCGACAGCGACAUGGACCUCGACGACCCAUCUCCCCGCCGCCGUCGCAACUCGGUCGAAAACCUCGACCCCCUCUCCCGACCCGCCAACAGCUCCGCCGUCCUCCGUCGCCGUCGGCCUGUCGCCCCGCCGCCACAAACCUUUGAGCUCGAAGCCGUCGUCUCCUGCACCUCAGACGGCCUCGUCGUCGUCCUGCGCAGAGCACGCCCCCCAAUCCCCGAUCCCGAACCCCCCGUCCCUCCGCCGCCGCCAUUCAAUUAUGAAAACGGAUUGUUUGCCGCACCCUGGGGCGUCCAGCCCUACGAACCGUAUUUCCCGCCCGAAACGUUGUAUACUUUCCGUCCGCCGCUGUUACCGCAGUAUAUGCCGUUGAGGGAGUGCGUUAAGGCGGCAGGAGGGCCGCCUUUGGAGCAAUUGAUGCAGUCCAUCCGCGACGUAGCUGUUUUCGCGUGGGCCCUGACGGGGAUCAAUGGGACGUUGGCUGCCACAUAUGGAAAUGGUAGGAAUAGGUUGGGUGUAGGUCCAAAGCCGGAUGGGUUGCCGAUGUGGGAGCCGCCUCCUCCCCCUCACCCUCCUCCUCCUGCUGCUGGUCACGGUCUUGCUGCGGCGGUGGGUGUUGGAGGAUCAGUGGAGGGUGAGAAGCUCGGCAAGGAGAGGGAAUAUGAGAGUUUUGGUGCGGGUGUUGGUGCUGCCGCUACUGGGUAUAAUGCCGAGCCGCCUGUGACACAGUACAGGACGAGACAUGCUAGUCUGGAUGAGGGGAUGUAUGCUGCUGAUUCUCCGAGCCGUGGUUGGCCUUCGUCGUCGUCGUCGUCGGCCGGUACGGCUCCUCAAGCAUAUGGCUUAAAAGCCGACGAGAGAGUCGGGGGUUUUGAACGUCCGUCCUUGCGGCCUGCGUUUUCGUAUGAUGCGUUGCAGGAGCAUGCGAGGUAUCAACAACAACAACAACAACAGCAGCAGCAGCAGCAGCGGCGGCGGCGGCGGCGGCGGCGGCGGCAACAGAGGGGUUUAGACAGCGAUAGAAAUCGUGAACCGAGGGGGUACGGCCCCUUAGCCUCAUCCUCGGACGGUUUGAGGGCCUGGGGAGAGACGACAACUCCCUCAGUUCCUGCUCCGAUCCCGGCCCCGGUUCCAGCUGCAGGAAGGAGUUGCAUGCCUGCCUCUGGGCCUGGUUACGGAUAUGGAGGGUAUGAGCCCCAUCGGUAUAGGUAUGGAGUGCCGGCUAGAGAAGAGGGGUAUGGUAUGGGGAGGAGAGGGGAUGGUUGGUUUUGA